Molecule: messenger RNA, 1368 nt
Organism: Entamoeba dispar SAW760
Lineage: Eukaryota; Evosea; Mastigamoebida; Endamoebidae
Exons: 1
Coding region: 1-1368 (455 amino acids)
Biological process (GO): activation of GTPase activity
Molecular function (GO): GTPase activator activity
Source: RefSeq, a predicted model, not a curated record
AUGAAUGAUUUACGUGACAUAGCAAAACAACUUGGGGUACAUACAUCAAGUCUAUCAGCGUCUUUUGUGAAUGCAUUUUUUAUAACUCAAACACCACAAGAAACUGCGUGUGAUGAUUUUGCUGAACAAUUUACUAUAAAUCCUGGUCUUGAACGUGAACGAACAAUUUGGAGACCAAACAAAGUGGAAACUACAUUACCAUUACGAUGGAAAGUUUUUUUAUCGUGCCUUCCUCCUACACCAGAGUUAUGGAAAAGUAUUGAUGAAGAAAGAAAAGAUAAAUAUAUUGAAUUAUGUAAAAAAUAUCAUGAACAAUUAACAGUCUUUGAAAAAGAAAACCCAAUAGACUCUUAUUCUGCAGAUUUUUUAUCUAAAGAACCAAAAGAAAUAGAAGACAUUUCUUUAAGAAGAAUUAUUUGGGAAAUUAAAAAAGAUGCAAGAAGAACUCAUUUUGGUAGUGAUAGUUUAAAAAAAAGGUUUUUAUUACAUAAAUUAUUAUUACUUCAUCAAUUAGAUACUCAUUUUGAAUAUGUUCAAGGAAUGAAUGAAAUUCUUUCAAUUCUUAUUGAUGUAUUUGGAAUUAAUAAAAGUGGAAUUGAACUAGAGUCAGAGGUAUUCUGGUUCUUUAAAGAUUUAAUGGAAAUAAUGGGAGAUUGGUUUAAAGGUGGUGAUGAUGGUGUUCGUUGGAUAGCAAAACGUUGUGAAGUUAUAGAGUCAAUACUUGAAACUAAAGAUGAAGAAUUAGCUAUUCAUUUAAAAACACUUAAAAUUGAAAUGCAACUAUUUCUAUUAAGAUGGGUUCGUUUAUUGUUUUGUCAAGUAUAUCCUAUUAACACAAUUAAACCAAUGUGGGAUGUUAUUUUUGCAUUUAGUGGAAGAUUGUCAUUAGUAGAUCAUAUUUGUGUUGUUAUGAUAAUUUUACAACGUGCAAAAAUUUUAGAUGGAGAUACAACACAUGCAUAUUCAGUAUUAUUUAAUUAUCCAAUUGAUGAAUAUCCACCAGAUUUUAUAAUAAAUCUCGCAUUAGCAAGUUGUAUGUGGUUUGAACAACCACUUAUAAGGAAUCUUUAUUUUAAGCAACGAGUUAUAGUUAAAAGAGAAUCUGGGUUCUGGAGAAAACAAAAAGAACAAAAACCUAUUCAUCUAAAGAGUUCUGUUAUUACUCAACUUCCUGUUCCAUCACCUAGUUUCACCCCAAAUAGUUCUUUACUUGAUAAAUUUCGUUCAAUAGAACAACACCUUAAAAUUGCAUUACAAAAUAUUGAUGAUGAUAGUGACACAGCAGAAGAACUUAAGAAGGCAUUAUCAGAUUUGUUUCAGUUAAGAAAUGAUAUUCAAUCUGAGGAGAAUUUCUUUGUUAUGUUUUAA